GGGCGGGCGUUGCAGCGCAGACCGAAGGAGUCAACAGCGGGGCCUGUGCCCAGCUGCGUGGCUGUGCCAUGGUUCGCUUCGGGCUGACCGUCGUCCGCCAUGGAGAAACAAGAUACAACAAAGACAAGAUACUGCAAGGUCAAGGAAUAGAUGAGCCACUCUCUCCAACUGGUUUCAGACAAGCCGAUGCUGCUGGUUUAUUUCUCAGUAAUGUAAAGUUUACUCAUGUCUUCUCAAGUGACCUCCUUCGAGCAAAGCAGACUGCUGCCACAAUUAUAGGAAAAAAUAAGUUCUGCAAAGGUUUGGAAAUCAAGUGUGAUACAAGACUUCGAGAGAGAAAAUAUGGUGUUGCAGAAGGAAGGCCUUUGACAGAACUCAAGGCUAUGGCAAAGGCUGCUGGACAGCAAUGCCCUACAUUCACACCUUCUGGAGGAGAAACACUGGAUGAAGUAAGAGAACGUGCAAAGGAUUUUUUUGAAUUUCUGUGUCAGCUAGCUGCUGAAGUGGGACAGAUCAGAGAGAAGAAAGAUCAAGAGAUGCAUGGGGCAGCAAACAGAAGCUCAGGAACAUAUGAAGAAGAGUCAGUUUUUCCUUGGACAGACCACUGUGGUGUACAUGAAUUUAGCUCUGAUAACGAUGGAACUUCUAAAUUGUUAUUAGAUGCCAAUAUCUUAGUGGUGAGUCAUGGAGCCUACAUGAGGAACUGGGUCGGUUAUUUUGUUUCAGAUCUCAAGUGUACUUUGCCAGCAGAUUUAACAAAGACUCAACUGUCUUCUGUCAGUCCCAAUACAGGAGUUAGUCACUUUAUAAUAAAACUUGAAAACAGAUCGGUGUUAAAACCUGAAAUCAUAUGUGUUUGUCUUAAUCAGGAUUCUCACUUGGUGGAUGUUGGUGCUGAAUGUGUAGCUUCAAAAAUAUUUUAAGAGUUUUUACAGAGGGAAGUAGUUCUCAAUUACAAUACACACUUGGAAAAAUAUAUCUAUAGCAAUUAAUGAGAUUGACGAGUUAUUGACACUGAACUGCAUAAUGGAAGACAUGCCUACCAUGCAUAUCUUUAUGAAGAGAAACAUUCUUCCAGUCAUCUGCAUGUCUUCCACACACUUGCUAUUACAGUGCAUACUUUCAAAAGCUGCUUAUUAUUUGCCCAUAAUUAUUUUGGUUAUCUCCAUCAGAAAGAAUUAGUGGUGGAGGAGAGGAAUGGUACCCAAAAAAAUGAGCUAUACUGUAUUCUUGUUUUAUUACAAAAUGCUAUAUUGUAAUGUUAAUAUAUAUGUUGUUUUAAAGUAACUUUUUUGACUGCAGUAAUGUAACUUAAAAAGGGGGAUUGCCUAGUGGAACAAGUUUGGUGCAGAGCCAGGUGACGUGUUCUUGACUCUGAUACUAAGUAGCUGUGAAACUUCGGGCAAAUCUUUUCCGUUUGUAAAGUGGGGAUGAUUUUAUACCUACCUCGCAGGAGUUUUGGUAAGAAAUGUUAGGCUUGUUGAGACCUCUAUUGAAGAGCGCUGUACACAACAUAUUUAUUUUUAAUUGUAAGCAGAAUGAGCACAUAAUUGAAACACCAAUCUGUAUUUUAAAAAGUAACUUUAUCAAUACUGUAAACUGGACCUGACUGGAAUCCCGUUGUCAAUCGCAGUCAUAUACUUAAUGGAUGAGUAUUUUGGCCUAGAAUUAAGCAAGCUUGAUUGCUUGAUGAUUGAUUGUUUGUAGCUGCUGUUAGUGCUGCAUUACUUCCCCACUGAAUUGUCUGUAGUGUUAUUAUGUAAGCUUAUCCAACCUUUUUAUCAUCUCCGCGUACCUUUUCAUCGUUUGCAUAUUUUAAGCUUUAAAAAUAAAGCCUCCUGAAUAUAACUCCA
This is a messenger RNA of Centrocercus urophasianus (Greater sage-grouse), 1853 nucleotides long. It is a transcript of the gene TIGAR, whose product is annotated as TP53 induced glycolysis regulatory phosphatase. Gene Ontology annotation, molecular function: fructose-2,6-bisphosphate 2-phosphatase activity. NCBI's taxonomy places the organism in Eukaryota, Metazoa, Chordata, Aves, Galliformes, Phasianidae. Gene Ontology annotation, biological process: fructose 1,6-bisphosphate metabolic process; fructose 2,6-bisphosphate metabolic process; negative regulation of glycolytic process. The transcript is spliced from 6 exons. Bases 69 to 923 code for a protein of 284 amino acids. Gene Ontology annotation, cellular component: cytosol. The record is from RefSeq and is a predicted model, not a curated record.